Messenger RNA from Sycon ciliatum, 1881 nucleotides. RefSeq lists its product as uncharacterized. Lineage: Eukaryota; Metazoa; Porifera; Calcarea; Leucosolenida; Sycettidae. Bases 333 to 1763 code for a protein of 476 amino acids. The record is from RefSeq and is a predicted model, not a curated record. The transcript is spliced from 6 exons.
UCCGUUCAGAAAGAAGAGUGAAGCAAUUUUGGUCGUCUUCGAGUUUUUCGUGCUCAAGCCACGGAAGAUCAAGCACAGCGGUUGCAAGCAGCAGGAUUAGUUACCUAUCGAAGAGGAGGAUUCUUCGCACCACCCUUGGGAAGAAAGAUCUUCUGCUGCCCUCGGACAGGACACAGCCUCAGGCGUGACGCACUGGGAGUUGUGACAUGGGCUGAGCGUGGAUUCUCUGUCCCCUGGUUAUGAGACGGUGCUGAGCAGCGUCACCGGGAAGCAGCGCUGUAAUUGACUGUGAGACUUGAAACAAAGCUGAAGGAAACAAGCUGAGACACGUGAUGGCGAGCAACGCGAUUGUGUUUGUGCUGCUUCUGGUACUGCUGCAUCUCCCACUGGGUAACAUGCAAGCAACCACAUCAUUAACAACAACACCUGGUGUCAGCACGCUUGGUCGUGACGACGACGAGUCCGGCAUCAGCGGAGGCGCAGUGGCCGGCGCGGUGAUUGGCUGCAUUGCCUUCACCGUGGUGGUGGCGUUCUUCACGCACCGGCAGAGGAACCACUCACGACAUUCCGCCGUCUUGUCGCCCAUACCAACGCAGCAACUUACUCCCAGCUUGGGAGCUGGCGAUAAUAAGCUACUGCUGAAGCGCAAGUCUUCGGAGCCGGCAACCAUUCCAGACAACGCCGAUCCGAGCAAUCUAUCGCCCACGACCAUUGACAUGCUCAACCAAGGUAGCCGGAUUUCAGGCCUUCUCAGCUUGGAUGGAGACAUUGCAACCUCAUCAAGGAAUAGCAGCUGGUCAGAGCAGCCGAAGGUUGCCAACAUGCUGCGGCAGCUGGCGACGGCGACCACCGGCGGCAAUAGUCGCGAGAUUGAGCUCUCGGUGGCGCACGUGCAGACGCAGCUCUCGCCGCGCCGCGUCACCUUCUCCUCCAUAUCAACACAGGAGAAGCACGAUGACGGCGGCGGCGAUGACGACGGCCAUCCCGAAGGCGAGGGGAGGCAGAGGAUGAGCUCGCCGAAACUGCAUCUUCCCAAGCGGAAAAAGGUCAGCUCCAGUAGGAGCUACUCGCUGGGGUGCAAGCCACCAGCGGAACAAGAAAGCCUCGAAAGCCUAGAAGAAAUCAAGACUUCCUUCUCGAAAACCCUGCUCUCCAGCGCCGAUGUGCUGUUUGCAUCGCCAAGUGAGCGCCGUAGACACAAAGAGUGGACACUGGCAAGCCCGUUCGACUUGAUGCAGUCACCGACGCGCUCCCCGUCGGCAAUCUCAAACACCGUGCCACUGACUGAGCUCUUACAUGAUAUCCGCUGCGAGCCGCAGUCGUCCAUCGUGCUGCACGAUCCAACAAGCGAUGCCCUGCUACCUGUAAGCGCAAGCUCCGCCGCGUCAAACAACAGCCUGCGAGGAUCCGGUACCGAUAUCGUGAGCGAAGAACGCCAGGGCUGCACUGCGUUUGAAGACGGCAGUAACGGACCGGCUACGAUGGACCCGACGCCAACCUCGCUGACGUCGCUCAGUGAGCGCAGCAUGCCGGAGGACACGCACGGAGCGCGAGUGCCAGCGCACGAUGAACAGCGGGCCCUGAGCGCUUCCUCUGUGCAGGGAUACCGGAGAGGCACGCCGCGGCCCAUUGCCGGCCUGUCUUCCAAUCCCGCACAGCAAUCGCUACGCAGCCAAGUGAAGGAGGGUAAGCAUGGAGCUGGGAAGCAAGAAGUCCGGUGCCCGAGUACACUGAAAGAAGAAGACGGCGACGAUAACUGUUAGUAAAGAAUGAUAACAAAAAGAACAAUGAUGAGUGCAUACAUAUGUCCGUACAUAUCCAUCAAGUCAUAGAAAUCAUGAAUUAUUAGUGUGUAUAGAAGCUGUCCUGUCACCCCCCCCC